UAAACCCCGAGCUUGUGGUUUAAUUUCAGCUAAAGCAAUUGAAAUCUACUCGAUCCCGCCCCUUUCAAUGUGUGAAAAGUGACGAAUCGGUUGGUAAAGUGUCUGUGUAUAAGUGGGGGAGGCGGCAGCCACUGUGAGCGUUUGGUGCCAGUUGCGAUGCUGAACUGGUCGGAGUCCGCACGCUUGAGCAGGCUGCGCGUUGCUGGCCGACUGUAAUAAAAUGCAAAUGUGCGGCUGGAAUCUCUAAUCAGUUUCGAUUCGGCGCUGAGUGUAUUGCCUCGGAGGGGGUCCGGCCGCACCGUUUGAUGGGGUAAAAAAAUGUCAGUCAGGACUGGCUUCUACAAGCAAGAAUUAAACAAAACGAUAUGGGAAGUGCCGGAGAGAUACCGGAAUCUGAGCCCGGUCGGAUCUGGGGCUUACGGAUCUGUCUGCUCUGCCUAUGAUACAAGAACACGACAGAAAGUCGCUAUAAAAAAGCUCUCAAGACCAUUUCAGUCUCUGAUCCACGCAAGGAGGACCUACCGGGAGCUGAGGCUGUUAAAACACAUGAAACAUGAAAAUGUAAUCGGAUUGUUAGAUGUUUUUACACCAGCACUUACAUUGGAGAACUUCCGUGAAGUGUAUUUGGUGACAAACCUCAUGGGUGCAGACUUGAACAACAUCGUGAAGUGCCAGAAGCUGACAGAUGAUCACGUGCAGUUCCUUGUGUAUCAAUUACUCAGAGGGCUUAAGUAUAUCCAUUCUGCUGGCAUCAUUCACAGAGACCUGAAACCAAGUAAUUUAGCAGUAAACGAGGAUUGUGAGUUAAGGAUUCUAGAUUUUGGGCUAGCUCGGCAGACUGAUGAUGAAAUGACUGGUUACGUAGCAACGAGGUGGUAUCGAGCUCCAGAAAUAAUGUUAAACUGGAUGCAUUACAAUCAGACAGUGGAUAUUUGGUCUGUUGGAUGCAUUAUGGCAGAGUUGCUGAAAGGAAAAGCCCUUUUCCCAGGAACCGAUUAUAUUGAUCAACUGAAGCGAAUAAUGGAAGUCGUUGGAACACCAAGUUCAGAGUUGCUGAAGAAAAUAUCUUCUGAACAUGCUAGAAAAUACAUUGAAUCUUUACCAUACAUGCCUCAACGAGAUUUGAAAGAGCUAUUCAAUGGUGAUAAUCCUUUAGCUGUAGAUCUGCUUCAGAAGAUGCUAAUUCUUGACACUGAUAAGAGGAUAACUGCAACAGAUGCUCUGACUCACCCUUACUUUGCUCAGUAUCAUGACCCCGAAGAUGAACCAGAAGCUGAACCCUAUGACGAAUCAAUAGAGAAUAAGGAGAAGACAAUAGAGGAGUGGAAAGGACUUGCGUUUGAAGAGGUCAACAGCUUUGAGUUGCCACAAUGUACAAUGGAAAAUAUGGAGACAGACAACUGAGAGCGAACUGGCCACUCUGUCUGCAGUGAGAGUUCAAAAGAUUGUUUCACAUGCUUGCUGCUUGACUCACAAUACGGUCCCUUUUUUAUGUACACAGUCCCACCUUUGCUACAGUUCACCACACUUCUUCAAUGGACAUAAAACAUAAUGAAAUUCACUGUCUUCAAUGUUAAUUUGUUUUCCUUUUUUUUUGCAUAUCUGUCUUCUGUAAACAACUAAUAAACCAAAAGCUACGUGUCACUCAUGUCAAGUUUAUCAAUCACAUUCUAAUGUCCUGAAGUGUGUGUUGCACAGUUCAUGUUUGCAGCCUUUGAGCACAUGAAAUGGCUCCAAUUUAACAUUUUUUGAGGUAGUUCAAAAUGUUAACAACUGUACAAAUGAUUAAAUCUGUAAUUUAUGCUUAUUCUGUUUAUUUCCUUACAGUUUGAAUGAUGAGCAACUCACUAGCAAGAAAAUGCUCAGAAUAAAAUAACUUAAUUUUAUUGUCUUCUUCACUGUCACUUUGAAAACGUUAACUUUCCUGUAAUACGUCUUCAGUUUUUUAACUUUAUAAACAGCACUGAAACAGAAAAUGCAUUGAAUCCAAUAGUUCACAUCAGAAAAAGAGAAUCAGAUAGCUCUGCUAGCUUAGUAAUUGCAAAUUACCUGCUACCUUACAGCAAUUUGCAAUGCAGUGGAUUCUGGUUAAUUGGGGUGCAUCUGGACCGGUACAUUUUGGCCCAAUUAAUCAGCUGCACCAAUUAGCCAAAGUUUUUUAGAAAUAGUUAAAAAGACAAACUGAGUUCAAAUUAGUUCUGUAUUUCAUUUAAAUCCAUAAAUUGUUAAUUAUAACACUACCAAUAGUACUACAAAACUAUAUUAGUUCCUACAAGUUAUCGAUGGAGGAAUUCAUCCUUGUCGCCUUCUUUUGACUGUAAAUGAAUAAAAUCUGCCUAGAAACUUAGUGCAGAUAAUGGACUGCCUUCAUACAAUGUUGUCGAUGACUGCAUCCUCCAAAUAAUCAUUUUCAUUGUACCAUUCAGGAUAGUUGUCAAUAUCAUCAAAUUCUUUGCAGUUCCCAACUUGUUGAAGUAGUGAAAUCAUUGCAUUUUCACUCCUGGCUGUUUCUGGCAUCUCCAAGCCUGCAUGCUUGAAACCGCAUUGAGCAAAACAGUUCAGAAUUGUCUUACUGCUUACUUCUCGCCAACUAUCAGUGAUAAAGCUGCUCUAAACACCAGAGGUGUAACAGGCAGUAGCUGACUGACUGCUAUCAGUGAGAAGAGUCACUGCUUUUUGAACACUAGAAGAUGCAACUGACGCUAUUUGAAAACUGUUCACUGUAAGCACAGUGUAGCAUCUAAAGGCCACACAGGUACACAUGACUGACUCUAGUUAGAAUUUGCUCGGCAACAAUCUCCUUCCCCAAUUAAGCAGCGUAGCGUCCCAAAUAAAGGGAACCCUGGCAAUUUUCUCAGACAGGUUUUAUUCCUUAAGAGUUGUCCCAAAUAAGCAGCUCCUCCAAUUGACUUAUGGCCCAAUUAACCGAAAUCCACUGUAUUUAAGUUCUGAUAAAUUAGCUUUGUUAUCUUGAAAGCAAUAAUAUGAAAUAUUUAACUUUUAUCAAGAGACUCGUGUGCAAAGAAGAAAUUCCUAUUGCAUUUGGUCUGGAUUCACAAGGUAUGUCGCAAGGGAAACAUAGCUUUAUAAAAUCACAUCACAUCUGAUUACAAAAGAGGAAUUUUCCUCUGUAUGUCAUGUAAAAAAAGCUGCAAAUAGAUUCAUGAGAAAGUCUGCAGAUACUGGAAAGCUAGAGUAACACACACAAAAUGCUGGAGGAACUCAGCAGGUCAGGCAGCAUCUAUGGAAAUGAAUAAACAGUCGAUGCUUCAAGCCAAGACCCUUCUUCAGGACGGGACAGGAAGGGGGAAGACGCCAAAAUAAAAAUGCGGUGGUGGGGGGAGGGUAAGGAGGACAGCUAGAAGGUGAUAGGUGAAGCCAG
Molecule: messenger RNA, 3382 nt
Organism: Hypanus sabinus (Atlantic stingray)
Lineage: Eukaryota; Metazoa; Chordata; Chondrichthyes; Myliobatiformes; Dasyatidae
Product: mitogen-activated protein kinase 11-like
Exons: 12
Coding region: 319-1404 (361 amino acids)
Biological process (GO): intracellular signal transduction; protein phosphorylation
Cellular component (GO): nucleus; cytoplasm
Molecular function (GO): ATP binding; MAP kinase activity
Source: RefSeq, a predicted model, not a curated record